Molecule: messenger RNA, 600 nt
Organism: Cajanus cajan (pigeon pea)
Lineage: Eukaryota; Viridiplantae; Streptophyta; Magnoliopsida; Fabales; Fabaceae
Product: large ribosomal subunit protein eL38z/eL38y
Biological process (GO): protein-RNA complex assembly; translation
Cellular component (GO): cytosolic large ribosomal subunit; ribosome
Molecular function (GO): structural constituent of ribosome
Source: RefSeq, a predicted model, not a curated record
GGUCCAGUCCAAACUCGGUACCCAACUGAAAGAGUAGGGUUUAUGUAAUCGAAAUUGCGACACCAUCGUCUACAUAUCGAAGAGGCGCCCAAGCGAUUUCACUCUUUCGCCGUCGCCACUCACAACACGCGAGCCACAAUGCCUAAGCAGAUCCACGAGAUCAAGGAUUUCCUUCUGACGGCGCGGAGGAAGGACGCGAGGUCCGUGAAAAUCAAGAGGAGCAGGGACGUCGUUAAGUUUAAGGUUCGAUGCUCCAAGUAUUUGUACACGCUUUGUGUCUUUGACCCUGAGAAAGCCGAUAAAUUGAAGCAAUCUCUUCCACCAGGUUUGAGUGUUCAAGACCUGUAGAGUGUGGUACCAUUUGUUCCCCUUUUUGUUAUGUUAUGCUCUAGAUUUUGUGGCUUGGUUUUAUAUUUUCAUAAUUGUUAUGAGGACAUGUUUUUAAUUUGCUUUGAAAUGUGAAAGUUUGAUUUUGAGCACAAAUUAAUUGAAUUGCCUCUAGAUUUGUUGUUUAUUGUACUAUGGUGUGCUAUCUACUGUAGAGUCUUCUGAAUCAUACAACUUUAUGAUUCUAACCAUGAUACCAGCGAUUUGAUUUCA